AUGCCCUCCAAUGAAUCCCUUUACAAUGAGACUAUCAAUAUCGACCCCAGUCAAUAUGCAUUCAAGCAGCGCCAGCUCCGAGUUAUCUGUAUAGGGGCGGGGUUCUCUGGCCUGAUCCUCGCUCAUAAAUUGAAACACGAGCAGCCACUUGAUUUCGUGGAUUUCACUAUCUACGAGAAGAAUUCCGAAGUGGGAGGUUCAUGGCUCGAGAAUGUCUAUCCCGGCGUUGGAUGCGAUGUUCCUGCCCACAGCUAUGUCUUUCCAUUCGAGCCCAAUCCGAACUGGUCCAAAUGCUAUGCUGGCGGUGCCGAGAUUGAGCAAUACAUUGUCGACACGGUAGAGAAGUACGGAUUGAAAGGUCCGAUCGUGUUUGAUACCAAGCUUGUCAAGUCCAUUUGGAAUGAGGAGCGAGGCAAAUGGGCGCUCGAGCUCAGACAGAAUGACAAGAUUAUCUAUGAUGAAGCGGAUAUUUUCAUAAAUGGCUCUGGUAUUCUCAACCGGUGGAAUAUGCCGAACAUUGCCGGUUUGGACCAGUUCGCUGGCAAGCUUGUUCACACCGCUGGUUGGGACAAAACAUACGACUGGACUGACAAGAAGGUCGCGGUCAUUGGCAAUGGCUCAUCCGGUCUUCAGGUUGUUCCUGCACUCCAGCCCAAGGCUGCAAGGAUUGUCAAUUACAUUCGUCAACCGACCUGGGUAUCGGUCAAUCUCUGUCCAGACAUCACGAAGGAUGGAAUGGGAACGAACUUUGAAUAUACCGAGGGAGAGAAAGUGAAGUUCCGAGACGACCCACAAGCAUUCCUGGAGCAUAGAAAAAGGAUUGACUGCUCUGUCAACACCGUCUAUCGACUAAUGUUAUCUGGCUCAGAGCAUAACCAAAUGCUCUUCGAUGCAAUUUCAGGGCUUAUGCGCCAGCGUCUCAGUCAGAAUCCUCAUCUGAUUGACAAACUUAUCCCGAAGUACGAAAUUGGAUGUCGCAGACUGAGCCCUGGUGAUGGAUAUCUUGAAGCGAUGCAGCAACCAAAUGCUGAAUGGUGCUUCGAGGGAAUUGAGGAGAUCACCAAGACAGGCAUUCGCACGGCAGCAGGCGAAGAAGAGUUUGACUUGAUUGUCUGUGCGACUGGAUUUGAUACCACCUUCAUUCCCGGAUGGGAGCUGGUGGCUCGAGAAGGCCGACGGCUUGAUGUAGAGUGGAAGAAGACACCCGAGGCAUACUUCUCUAUCUGUGCCGGUGGCGUACCAAACUACUUCAUAUUCAAUGGGCCUAAUUGCCCCAUUGGUCAUGGCAGUGUGCCACAGAUGAUCGGCUGGACUGCUGAUUACAUUCUGAAAUGGAUGAAGAAGAUGGCUCGGGAGGAUAUCAAGUCUGUCACAGUAAAGGAUUCCGCUGUUUGGAACUACAACCGUCGUGCGCAAGCGGGUCUCAAACGUACUGUUUGGAACAAGGGCUGUCAUGCUUGGUAUAACAACGGGCAAACUGUUACGGCGAUGUACCCAGGUAAGGCUAUUGAGGAUAUUCGGGGUGAGGACUUUGAUAUCAGGCACAACAACAGCUCGGAUCCGUUUUCGUAUCUUGGAAAUGGAGAACUAGAGUGGGAGAGAGAAGACGGUGCGGAUUUGGCAUACUAUUUGAAAUAG
Penicillium vulpinum is the source of this 1638-nucleotide messenger RNA. Its product is annotated as flavin-containing monooxygenase. Bases 1 to 1638 code for a protein of 545 amino acids. The record is from RefSeq and is a predicted model, not a curated record. NCBI's taxonomy places the organism in Eukaryota, Fungi, Ascomycota, Eurotiomycetes, Eurotiales, Aspergillaceae. The transcript has 4 exons.